CCCGCAUGAUGAGAGAGACCCACUUGACGUAUCAUUUCACAUGGGAUUGUUUAACCUCAGGACCGGUCACCGGCCUUCGUCUUCGUCUUCAUCUUCGUCUCGUUUGAUGAGACGGGCAGUACUAGAAGGUAAUUUCUCCCCUAAAACUCCUAUCUUGUAAAACUUAGAGAUUUAAAAUUAAAAUUCUGGAAGCUUAUUCUUCUUUCCUACGCUCUGACAUCUUACCCCUUCUUGCCGAAGGUAUCCGCACGGCCCUACGCACUUACACCCCCUCCCCCGUGUCGCCAUGAGGUUCCUACGUAGCUUACCCUUCCUUUCUGUAGCCGCGCGCUCCUGCGUAGCGGAAUCUUCCCCGGAGCCGCACUACAUCCUCAGCAACCCUCCCGCUUCGGAAUCGGAUUAUCGGAUCCCUACUUCGUACGAGUCCGCCGUGCUCGGUCGGCGCAUUCUAGCUCUCACUCCGCUCGGCACCCUCUCCACCGUCUUCCCAGACUCGUCCCGCGGCCGCCAGCCGGAUGGCCUCGGCGGCGUGCCUCUCGGGCUGAUGGAGUACGUGGCGGAUUGCGAGGAGGAGGGCAACCCUACCUUCCUAGCUAUCAAGAUCGGGACCACCUUCAGAAACGUGGAAAGCGGCUCCAAUAUCAGUCUGGCUCAGCAAUGGACCCCUCCUUAUCCGCCGGACAAGCGUAUCAAAUCCACCUUCUUCGACUGGGUGUUCGGGCGCGACGCGGACGACGCCAAGGAUAGAGUGCCGUAUAGCGCCGUCAAUCUCCCGCGCUACAGCCUGCUGGGCUACAUCGAGAAGAUCGACGCGGCCGAUGCGAAGGCGCUGUCGUCGUGCUUCAUAGACACGCAUCCCGACAGCAAGUACUGGCUCCCUGGGAAUAAGAUACACGAGUCCGAGUUCGUGAGGCUCGUCGUUACCCAGAUCUACUGGGUCGGCGGCUUCGGCGACAGAGCCUAUAUCGGCUGGAUCCCCGUCGAGGAGUGGAAGAAUGUCACUCGGAAGGAGUGGGAAAGUGUGAGAUUACCUGGCGAGAAGAAGGGCUGGGAUGAAUGGAGUAUUUCAGACCUUUGAGCGCCGGUUGCUCAUACCUAUUUGAAAUUACGCCUGCAGAGCCUCUGGUUUCCAUAUUAUCCAAUAUUAUUCGGCUAUCAUGUUCGUUUCGUUUAGAGACGAUUGAUUUAGGAUACGGCUUAAAUUGUUGAUAAGAAGUUGGCAGUAUGAUGUCACACAUCUAUACUCAUAUGUAUGUACUUGGAAGUAAAUAACAAAUAAUAAUUAUACCGUUAACAAUA
Molecule: messenger RNA, 1299 nt
Organism: Daldinia caldariorum
Lineage: Eukaryota; Fungi; Ascomycota; Sordariomycetes; Xylariales; Hypoxylaceae
Product: pyridoxamine 5'-phosphate oxidase-domain-containing protein
Exons: 1
Coding region: 287-1078 (263 amino acids)
Source: RefSeq, a predicted model, not a curated record